Molecule: messenger RNA, 2442 nt
Organism: Parnassius apollo (apollo)
Lineage: Eukaryota; Metazoa; Arthropoda; Insecta; Lepidoptera; Papilionidae
Source: the annotation of a GenBank genome assembly
AUGUCUGAAACCUGUCUCAAUAUUCUUCUGAAGAAACUACUAUGGGCUUCAUUCUGCGUUAAUUACAGGUAUUUUAUAAUGGACAUCAUGGACGACUCAGAAAAUAAUGCCAAAGUAUCGGAUUCAGCGUACUCAAACAGCUGCAGCAAUAGUCAAUCUAGACGGAGUUCGAAGUCAACACACUCGGGAAGUAAUUCAAGCGGAAGUAGUGGUUAUGGUGGAAAACCCAACACUUCGGGAUACAGUAACAACGUAAACCAGCCGCCUAAGAAAAGGUUAAAAGGGGAUGCAAAAAAGAAGAAAUUUGUACAAACGGAGAUAAUAUCAACUGAGGUGCAUAAGGGUGUCAAAACCGAAUUGUUGGAGCCAGUGCCGAUUUUCAAAUCGCCAAGAGAAGACGCCAAUGAUGUUGCCCCGAUACCAUCGCAGGCGCUCGCUUCUCCCGAAAAGGAUGCCGAGGGAAUGGACAUUGCUGCACCGGAAAAUAGCAGCAUAAAGGACGACGACGUCGCGUUUGUUGGACCCGCGGCUGUAUCUCCCAUCAAUGUAUUGAGCUACUAUACCAGUCGGCCACCACCAUCUUGUCCUAAUGGAUUCUCUUGCGUGAUUUCUAUGCAUAAUGGUGUGGUCUUGUACACGACUUCGUCGGUCACUACCACCCUCGGAUUUCCUAAGGACAUGUGGAUCGGAAAAACUUUCAUCGACUUUGUUCAUCCAAGGGAUCGCAAUGCGUUCGCCUCGCAGAUAACGAACAGCUUAGCCUUACCGAAAAACGAAAAUGGUACGCAAGAAAAAGUAAGCCCACAUGAAAAUUCAGUGGCUUCAAUGGUAUGCAGAAUAAGGCGCUGCGAGGAUCUAAAUUUAGGGUUCGGCAUAAAAAGUAUUGUAACCUUCAUGCCUUUUUUGCUGAAAUUAUCUUUUAAGAAUGUAAGCAACGACGAAGGCGUGGUGACAUACCUCGUAAUACAAGCUACGCCAUUCUUCUCAGCUUUCAGAACACCCAACGAAGUUGUUUCGAAUCCGGUACCAUUCAUCAUUCGACAUGCAGCUAACGGAAACCUAGAGUAUUUGGACCUUGAAUCUGUGCCAUAUUUAGGCUAUCUACCCCAGGAUGUUACUGACAAGAACGCUUUACUUUUGUAUCAUCCAAACGAUUUGGUUUAUUUGAGACAAGUGUACGGGACCAUCGUAAAAGAUGGUGGUUCACCCCGUACCAAACCAUACAGGAUGAUGGCUCAAAACGGUGAUUUUAUAAAGCUAGAAACUGAAUGGUCUUCGUUCAUAAACCCGUGGUCAAAGAAACUUGAAUUCGUCAUUGGAAAACAUCAUGUUAUUGAGGGUCCUACAAAUCCAGAUGUCCUCCAAUCACCGGAGCCGAAAAAGGGCUUGAAACUUUCUGAAGAAGAAAAGAAAGCGGCACAAUUACUCAGAGAGAGUAUCAUUAAAGUAUUAAAUGAGGUAUUCACCAAGCCUGCAGAGACAGCAAAACAACGGAUGUCUAAGAGAUGCCAAGAUCUGGCGUAUUUCAUGGAGAGUCUUUUGAAAGAUAAACCAAAGACAGAUGACGUGUUGUUUAUAGAUGUUCAGGAGCCAGACCACAGUGUUUACGAACGGGACUCGGUGAUGCUAGGCGGUAUAUCGCCAAAUCAUGAAUAUUAUGACAGUAAAUCCAGCACCGGAACACCAGUCAGCUAUAACCAAUUAAAUUACAAUAAAAAUAUGCAAAGGUAUUUCGAAAGCUAUCCGCUAUAUUCCUUUGAAGACCAUAACACAGCAAUAGGUGGAAACAUCCGAGGGUUAAAAGAUCCUAAAAAUAUUUCCAAUGAUCGCAAUUCGCCGUCGGCACGGACGUGCGACUCUAGUGAUAUCGACUCCAACCCAUUAAUAAUGGGAGGGGUUAGUUCAUUGCCACCUGUGGGGGAUUAUCAAACUGUUCGACUUACAGAGUCCCUUUUAUCAAAACAUAAUACAAAAAUGGAGAAAGAACUAGCUAAGAUGCAUCGUGAAAGUCGCUCGAGUAGUAAAGGAGAGAAAGAUAAGGCUUCAUAUGAGAAUAGACGGAAAAAUAAAGAACAUCUUGCGAGAUGCAAUGCUUCAUUUCAGCCUACAUCAGCUGGUAUAAAUAUGAGCGGCUCUAAAUCACACGGCGUUAAAAGAGGUACUAAGCAAUCUGACCAUGAACCUGGACUUCAUAAGCAUCAUUGCUCCUCUCCCUGCCAGUCGCGUCCGACUGAUCCAACUAGUACACCCAUUUCACAAGCAUUACCAUCUUUAUCAACUGCAAUAGCUUCAUCUCCAUGUCCAUCAAACCCCAUCAAUAAUAUGAACACAUUCAUCUUGGGCGUUGGGACACCACAACAAUUGUCAAUUGUGAACCCAGUAGCCGCUAUGCCAGGUGUUAUCUCCAACAUAGUUUGUGAGCGUUUCAAAAUUUACGAAUAA